UCCUGUAUCAUCAUGGCAUUCAUUUGAUCACCCCGGCCCCAGCUUCUUAGUCAGUCGCCUUAGCUCGGUAUAGUCCACGAUUCGCCAUCUUGAACCUCAAUUCGUACUUCCCACCUCGAUAUCGUCCAGGUCGUAACCCUCUCUAUAAUACUCCAAAAUGGCAUCCCGUCGCGCUCUCUUCUCUUCGGCUUCGCGCGCAUCAGCUGCUAUCCAACCCGCCCGACCAAUCUUUAUAAUUGCAGCUCGCUUGGCAAGCCCCUCGCUACCAUCCCUAGCUUUUGCGCCCUUUGCCUCUACUAGAAGCUACGCUGCCAAAACCAAAACCAAAGCCAAAGCAAAACCGACAGCCGACCUUGGCCCUCCGGACCCCAAGCCGUGGACCUUUGAAGAUGUAAAGAAACAUGUUGAGAAAUUCGACCAGGGCAAUGUAGUCCUUGUCGACGUCCGAGAACCGAGCGAGCUUUUCGAGACGGGCAAGAUCCCCGGCGCGAUCAAUAUUCCCAUCACAUCGGCAGCCCAGAGCUUCCACAUCUCCGACGAGGAUUUUGAGGACAUGUACGGCUUCGAGAGACCGGCAAAGAACCAAGAGCUUGUAUUUUAUUGCAAAGCAGGAGUGCGUGCAAGAGCGGCUGCGCAAUUGGCUCAACAUGCUGGUUGGCAGAAGAUCGGCGACUAUGCGGGUAGCUGGCUAGACUGGGAAGCUCAGAAAGGACCAGUUGAGAAGGUUAAGAAACCAUAUUGAACAGACAGAGCUUGAUGAAAUGCAGACAGGGCAGAAUG
Messenger RNA from Fusarium redolens, 780 nucleotides. RefSeq names its product Rhodanese-like domain-containing protein. The record is from RefSeq and is a predicted model, not a curated record. Gene Ontology annotation, molecular function: thiosulfate-cyanide sulfurtransferase activity. Gene Ontology annotation, cellular component: mitochondrion. The transcript has 2 exons. Lineage: Eukaryota; Fungi; Ascomycota; Sordariomycetes; Hypocreales; Nectriaceae. Bases 158 to 742 code for a protein of 194 amino acids.